Molecule: messenger RNA, 1074 nt
Organism: Quercus lobata
Lineage: Eukaryota; Viridiplantae; Streptophyta; Magnoliopsida; Fagales; Fagaceae
Product: probable cinnamyl alcohol dehydrogenase 6
Exons: 6
Coding region: 1-1074 (357 amino acids)
Molecular function (GO): zinc ion binding; oxidoreductase activity, acting on the CH-OH group of donors, NAD or NADP as acceptor
Source: RefSeq, a predicted model, not a curated record
AUGGCUCAAACUACUCCAAACCACACACAAACUGUGUCCGGUUGGGCAGCACAUGACACCUCGGGCAAGAUCACCCCUUACAUCUUCAAACGAAGAGAAAACGGCGUAAACGAUGUUACCAUAGAAAUCUUGUACUGUGGGAUUUGCCACACUGAUCUCCACCAAGUCAGGAAUGACUGGGGCAUCACCAUGUAUCCUAUUGUACCCGGGCAUGAGAUUACUGGGCUGAUAACGAAGGUGGGAAGCAAUGUAAAGGGGUUCAAAGUAGGAGAUAAAGUAGGGGUAGGGUGCUUGGCAGCAUCGUGUUUGGAUUGUGAGUUUUGCAACAGCUCUCAGGAGAAUUACUGUGACCAAGUUCAGUUCACUUACAAUGGCAUCUUCUGGGAUGGUACUAUCACUUAUGGUGGCUACUCAAAAAUGUUGGUUGCAGAUCACAGAUACGUGGUGCACAUACCAGAAAAUCUGGCAAUGGACGCCGCAGCACCGCUACUAUGUGCGGGAAUAACAGUGUUCUGCCCCAUGAAAGACAAUAACUUGGUCGGUGGAGCAAUGGGGAAGAAGGUGGGGAUAGUGGGUUUGGGAGGACUUGGACAUGUGGCUGUCAAAUUUGCCAAGGCAUUUGGUCAUCAUGUUACUGUUAUCAGUACCUCUCCAUCCAAACAAAAUGAAGCCAAAGCUCGUUUGGGCUCCGAUGAUUUCAUAGUCAGCACCGACGAUCAGCAAAUGCAGAAAGCCAGGAGGAGCCUAGAUUUCAUUUUGGAUACAGUAUCAGCUAACCACUCCCUCGGUCCCAUCUUGGAAUUGCUCAAAGUGAAUGGGACUUUGGUGUUUGUUGGUGCACCAGAGAAGCCAAUUGAAUUGCCUUCUUUUCCUUUGAUAUUUGGAAAGCGAGUUGUGAAGGGCAGUAUGAUAGGAGGAAUGAGAGAGACACAAGAGAUGAUGGACAUUUGUGCCAAGCAUAACAUUACUUGUGACAUCGAGGUGAUCAAACCGGACAAUAUUAACGAGGCCAUGGAUCGCCUUGUUAGGAAUGAUGUUCGGUAUCGUUUUGUCAUAGACAUUGCAGCUCUUUAA